AUGAAGAGCUCUAGGUCCCCAUUCAAGAAGCUAUCGCAUAGUAGGGAAGCGUCGACUGGUGAAAGGCCCUCCUCCGCGUCACAUAAGCGAACAGUCUCUGGGAGUAGUGCUACUAAUAGCCACCAUAUCCGUAACGUGAGUGGGAGCGGAAAUGCGCCGCCAGUGUCUGGUAUAAAUACUUCACAUAGGAGGACGACAUCUAACUCUUCAAGAUCAUCUCAGAACUCAAAUUUUUUGGCAGAACAGUAUGAGAGAGAUAGAAAAGCUAUUAUUGCAAGUUGUUUCUCAACACAUGAUCCUAGGCACUCUGAAGCACCGAAUAGUUACAUUACGCAUGUCAGAAUAAUUGAAGAUUCUAGGUCGCCGAGCGCUAGACCUCCCCCAACGUCUGCAUUGCAGAAUAAGAAGAAGCGGAUUUUGAUUAUGAGCGUUAAGCCAAACAAUUCCAAUGCGAUCCAGUUGCAAAAAGGUCGUGAAAAUCAAGACGGAUCGUUUCAGAUAGGCAGAACUUGGGACCUCAAGGAGUUGACAAGGGUCGAGAGGGACACCGAAAUCAAUGAAGGUUUUAUCUUGACAUUGGGGAAAAAGUACUACUGGGAAACCAAUUCUGCAAAAGAGAGAACCGUUUUCAUUAAAUCGUUGAUAAAUGCAUUUAUGCAGGCCUUUGACGGUCAUGUUCCAGAAUUGGUCAAUUGGGAUCUAUCCACAUUUUACCUUGAUGAAAAGAGUUACAAUAGAGCAGUGAUAACAAGGACACCCUCAACUUCUAGAACAACUACUAUAACCACUACAACUAGUGAAUCGACUAGAGAAAAUGGAAAUGGUGAUUAUGCAGCAGCUCACCCUCAGGUCAAGUCUCCAGAACGCGCAGAUCGCUCAGGACAGGAUUCGCAAGUCACGAGAGGAAAUGUUGUCAACGCAUUGAGUAAGGUCCCAUACGUGAACAGUCCGACGAUUAUUGAGGCGAACAAGAGGUACGAGACUCAACUACAAGAUCGUACUUCCCCUGUUAGAAAUGAUCAGACUCCAGCAUCAAUUGUUAGUGGCGACUCUGGUACUACUACGCAAUCGCAACGCAGUUCAAGACAUAUACCACAAGCCGCUUUCACUACACCAGUGUGGCAAAGAGAAGUCUCGCCACCAGGUGAUAGUGCUUUAGGCAAAGAAUCGCAUUCGGAGAAGCACAUGAGCAUGUCAGAAAGUAGAAGCGAUCAUCUACUUGAAGAACUGAAUGAAAUGCUGAGUCCCGCGGGCUUAGCUUCAUCUGGGGCAAUUCCUAUGGAAAAGGAUGAUUCGGGCUCAAAGGAGUUUGUGGAUGCUGAACCUGUUGUAAAGAGUGCAAAGGUGCAAACCUUACCGGAAAGCCAUCAGUAUGAGCCAAAGGCUUUCGACGAGAAGAGUCUUGAUCUUAACGAAACAAUUUCAGUUAAUGAGGCCGAUGAAGCUGACGACACUAACGACCUCUCAUUCGAAAGAGGUGACGAGGUACGCUACAGUCAGGCCUUGGAUCCGGAUUCGAUGCAUAUGUACCAUGAAGUUUCGACCAUUCAGGAGGAAGCGUUAGUUACCAAUGCCGAGGAAAGCGCUUUGGUAAAUCAUGAAGGAACAAAGGCACUGAUUGAAAAGCAAGAAAUCGUCAACAAAAAGACGUGGGAUAUUGAUGAUGAGGAAGUACUUGAAAUCCUAACGGAAAUUAACUGGGACAUUGAUGAUGAUGCUGAAAGCCUAAUAAAAAGACUUAAUGCGAAAAUGGCCGAGACGGAGUACAAUUUCAAUAAUACUCUUUUGUCAUUAGAAAAGCUAGGUUCGACACUGCUGCCGUACGAGCAAAAUGUUGAUCGGGAAUGCGAUAGAAUGAAUCCUAUUCUAUCUUUAUUUCUCAUGGAAAUGGGCAACGUUGCUGGAGACAUUGAAUAUGUGGAGAGUCAAAAUAACGGAUUGCAGGUUGAAAGUGCAAACAAAAAAUUGUUGUGGAACACACUGUCUGAGCUACUGAAUACAGUUUCCCUAGACGAAGCUAACUUGAAUGAAUUGUUGAACUAUCCUAUUACUGAAAAGUAUCUAGGUAGGAUGGAGCAACAGUUGGUAGCUCUAUACAAAGCUCUCAAAGCUAUUAAUGGUGAAAAAGAAGAGGGACAUUAUAACCUUGGUGAGAUGAGAGCACUGAAGCAAAGGCGAGAAGCGUAUGAGAAAGUGACCAAAGUUUUCAUUGAGAGAUUAGUUACCGAAAUGACCGGAAAGUUUGCCAAUUCGUCAAAGGACGAUAUUUCUGAGGACCAGCUUUCUAGUUUUUUGAGUCGUCUAUUGAAGUUUUCGUCUUUGACUCUUUUCUGCAAAGAAAUUUCACCAGAAUCGUAUCAGCUUUUGAUCGAAAGCUGGAGCAAUAGCAUUGCCGGAGUUUACAAUAAAAUGUGCCACUCAAUUUUGAAGGAGUUGAAAUUUUUAAAGGACUCUUUCCCUUUAAGUGAGCAGAAGACAAUUAACGAGCAGCCUGGUCUGAAUGCCCUGCUCUCGCAGUGGAAACAUCCCAAAGAUACCAAGGCUGCUCAGACGUCAAACACAGAAUCUGAGAAUCUAUUGCAUAGUUUAAGAGAAUACAUGCAAACUAUUGGAAGAUGGUGUAUCUUUUAUCAGAAUUUUAUCGAUAAUUUCUUUCACAUCUCUUCCAAGCUUGAUUUUGAACAAUUUGUCAAAAAAUACAGCGAUCCAAAUAGUAGAAUGAUUCCACUGACCGAAUACAAGAGUAUGCAAUCAGAUAGAGAUUCUGCCUCAAUUGAAACACAAAUAGUUUCCAGGACCUUCCAACCAAUUGUCAACCACAUAGCCUCCUGUUUCACAGACCUAUUAAAGGGCGACCGAUCGAUUGCUCCAGCCCUGAUGAUCUCUCUAGAGCAAGAAGUGAAAGUCUUGGAAUCAACCAACGCCGAGUUCCUGAUGACUGCUGUCUCCAGAGUGCUAUCCCAGGUAAAGCAGGUCUGGGUAGACCAUGUCGAUGAGCAGAUAAUGUAUUUGGAGAGACUCUCAAUUAGCGUCUCUUCUAAAUGCAUAUUACCUUCUGUUAUCGGACUGCCGCUCUUCAUCAAGAACUCGCAAGAUCUCAUCAAAGUUACAGAGCGCGAAAUACACAUAGAAGAUGACAGUUCGUUUAAGGCCGCUCAGAUAUAUGAUGCCGCCUGCUCUAAGAUGAGUAGUGCCGUGACAAAACUGCUAGCCAGGAAAAACGACACGAACAAGCUGUUGGACUCAGCAGAAGCUGCAUCUUCAGACUCAGCCAAUAUUGACAGAACGAUCACGCUGUUGAUGAACUGUCAUUGGUUGCUUGAACUACUAACCUUACUGAAUGGCAAAGGUGUGUUUGAUUCUUCAUUACAGGAUGCAAAGAAGAUUUUUGAUGCGGAAAAGGAAACGUACGCUUCCUUCCUACUGCGAGUUGCCAUGCCCAAGUUAACACUGUUUGUACACGGUGCCAGCAAUCUGAUCGACAGUACGGUACCGGGCAGAGUCGCUGAUCCCUCCAAAUGGGCCGCUUACAGCAAGCACAACCUGGAGAAUAUUCUAAUCGGAUAUACUUCCAACGAGAUCGAUAUCCUCGUCAAAAGGCUGCACGACCACAUGCUGGCCCAUUUUGCGAACGAGCCCGACGAAACUAUUAAAGAAGUGCUUUGUGACAAACUGUGGUCCUGCAUCCAGGGCCAAACUGUCUCGCUAUAUCUAAAGCUCUACAUGCUAAUCGAGAAGCAUUACAAGGGCACCUACGUGAAAUUUACCAAGAACGAUAUCAUCACCGCAUUCGAGCGCUACAAAAAGCAGAACUUUCUCUGA
Messenger RNA from Torulaspora delbrueckii, 3822 nucleotides. RefSeq names its product GTP-Rho binding exocyst subunit SEC3 (gene SEC3). Bases 1 to 3822 code for a protein of 1273 amino acids. Lineage: Eukaryota; Fungi; Ascomycota; Saccharomycetes; Saccharomycetales; Saccharomycetaceae. Gene Ontology annotation, biological process: Golgi to plasma membrane transport; exocytosis. The transcript has a single exon. The record is from RefSeq and is a predicted model, not a curated record. Gene Ontology annotation, molecular function: phosphatidylinositol-4,5-bisphosphate binding. Gene Ontology annotation, cellular component: plasma membrane; exocyst.